AUGCUAUCAAUAAAACGAUUGCGGACAUUGUCUGCGUCGAAAAUACAAUCAAAAUUUUCGAUUGAUCUUCUAAAUGUGACCCGCUCGCACCAGUUCAAUAAGAAUUUUUCAACGAAAUUAGUCGAUCUGUGUAAAUCUGCAUCGCUUCUUCAGCAAAUAACAUCACAAUCGAGACAUCCACAUUUAAAACAUUACAAUGCUGAAAUCAAAGCAGUUCAAGCACUCUUGAAGAGAUCAAAUGCACCUAACUUAAAUCGUAGCUUUCAAAUAUUGGCACGGAGUCUGCACACAAGCACAUCAAACUAUAAUAAGGAUGACAAAGAUAAGGACAAAGACAAGAAAAAAGAAGAUGCGAACAUUCCGUCAAUUAUGAUCAAGGCUUUGUUUUGGUUGAUGACUACUUUUUCGCUUAUCAUGAUUAGUUCCACGCUGCUUCCUAGUGAUAAUCCUCAGAGUGAGUUUGUGAGAUACGUGUCAUGGAAUGAGUUUGUAUAUUCAAUGCUGUUGAAGGGAGAAGUCGAGGAGCUCAUAGUCAGACCUGACAUUGAAGUGGUUACUAUUAUACUCCACGAAGGAGCUAUAGUUAAGGGUAGAAAGGCCACCAGUCGAGUGUACCAUAUGAAUAUUGGGGAUAUACACCGUUUUGAAGAGAAGCUACGUGAGACGGAACAGAGCCUCGGCGUUAGAGAAGGUGUCAGAGUGAUAUAUGACAGAAAUGGAAGUGUAGCUGGUAAAGUCAUAACUACGUUAUUGAUAACGGCGGUUAUUCUAUCGUUCUUGUACUCAACCAAAUCUAUGAAGAUGAACAUCAACUUGGGAGGUUUUAGCCAACUAAGCCGUGCCAAAUUCACUUUAGUUGACUCGAUGAGUGGUCAAGGCAAGGGCGUGAAGUUCGAGGACGUGGCAGGACUGAAAGAAGCCAAGGUCGAAGUCAUGGAGUUUGUAGACUAUCUCAAGCGGCCGGAGCAUUAUAAGAGCUUAGGGGCCAAGGUCCCCAAAGGUGCGCUGCUGCUGGGUCCUCCUGGUUGCGGGAAGACGUUGCUGGCAAAAGCAGUCGCUUCGGAAGCCAAUGUGCCAUUCCUUUCAAUGAAUGGGUCGGAGUUCAUAGAAAUGAUUGGCGGUCUCGGUGCGGCCAGAGUCAGAGACCUGUUUAAAGAAGCCAGCUCCCGCGCACCCUGCAUCAUUUACAUAGAUGAAAUGGACGCGGUGGGUCGGGCCCGUUCUUCCGGAGCCUCGUCGUUCGGUCCUGGAGGUGGAGAAGGCGAGCAGACCCUCAAUCAGCUCUUGGUGGAGAUGGACGGCAUGAAGAGUCGCGAGGGUGUCGUCGUACUUGCGUCUACCAACCGAGCUGAUGUUUUAGAUAAGGCGUUGCUGAGACCCGGCCGCUUCGACCGUCACAUUCUUAUCGACCUGCCGACUCUUCAGGAGAGAGAAGAGAUCUUCGAGAGGCACCUCAAGAAUAUUGUGCUUGAAGACCUACCUAAAUAUUACGUGAAAAGACUCGCGUAUCUGACGCCGGGCUUCAGCGGUGCGGACAUAGCGAAUGUAUGCAACGAAGCCGCCCUACACGCGGCCAGACACAAACAGAGCAUCGUGCGAGCAGCCAACCUUGAAUACGCCGUUGAGAGGGUUGUCGGUGGUACGGAGAAGCGAAACCACGCGAUGUCGCCCGUGGAGAAGAAGAUAGUUGCGUACCACGAGUCCGGGCACGCGCUGGUCGGCUGGCUUCUAGAGCACACUGAUGCCCUUCUCAAGGUUACCAUAGUGCCAAGAACUAACAUGGCGCUGGGAUUCGCCCAGUACACGACCUCGGAUCAGAAACUCUACACCACUGAAGAGCUCUUCGAUCGAAUGUGCAUGGCUUUGGGUGGACGUGCGGCAGAAGCAAUCAUAUUCAACUCGAUCACGAGCGGAGCCAAGAAUGACCUCGAGAAGGUCACCAAGAUUGCGUAUGCGCAGGUACGCGUGUACGGUAUGUCACCAACGGUGGGUCUUUUGUCGUUCCCCGAUAUAAACGAGCGAGGCAAAAGUCCCUUCAGCAAGACCCUCAAGAAUUUGAUGGACAUGGAAGCUCGCAGGAUCAUCGCAAAGGCCUAUUACAGAACGGAGGAGCUGUUACGAAAGAACGAGGACAAACUAAAGGCGCUCGCCGAAGAAUUACUGAAAAAGGAAACGAUGAAUUACAAAGAAGUCGAAGCUGUCCUGGGCCCGCCGCCGUUCCCGGGAAAGAAGUUCAUUGACCCCGUGGAGUUUGAGAACAAUUUACGUAAUAUGGAGAAGGCUGCCUCGCCCGAAGAUAGAAGGGAAGUGGGCGCCCCUUCGGCCAAGACGGACUCGCAACCCGGCGUUUAA
This is a messenger RNA of Leptosia nina, 2352 nucleotides long. Lineage: Eukaryota; Metazoa; Arthropoda; Insecta; Lepidoptera; Pieridae. The record is from the annotation of a GenBank genome assembly.